CGAGCGCAAUGGCGGCCACCGGGCCCGAUCCUGGUUCUGGCCCCGCCGGCGGCGCCCGGUUCUUCUGCACGGCGGGCCGCGGCCUGGAGCCGUUCUUGAUGCGGGAGGUGCAAGCACGGCUGGAGGCUACUCAGGUUGAAUACAUUUCAGGAAAAGUGUUUUUCACCACCCGUUCAGAUUUGACCUCAAUGAAGAAGUUGAAGUCAGCGGAAAGACUGUUUUUGUUGAUUAGGAAGCAGCUUCCAAUUGCAGUGCCUUCUCUGAGCAAAGGAAAAAUACUUACUGAGCUGCAGAGACUUAUAAAUGAGGAUCCAGGAAGUUGGCUGAAGGCCAUUUCUCUUUGGAGAAAACUUCUUGAACGUGAUGAAAAAGGAGAAAAAGUUUCUCAAAGGGAUGUUAAUGCACUAAAGCGAAAAGUGGGAGGAAAUGAGAUUGUCCUUGCCAAGAAAUUAAAACUAGAGGAGAAGCAGAUGGUUGAAGAGAGCCGAGGGGAAGGCCAGCGCGACGGGCUUCCCGAAGACUCGCUGGAGCAAGAGAAUGCUAUCACUAAAACUGACCAGCUUCAAGAGCAUGGACUCCAGAAUGACAUGGUGAAGGCAGCUGACACUCAGAACCAGGACUUGACCUUCAGGGUUUCCUGUCGCUGCAGCGGGAAUAUCGGAAAGGCCUUCUCUCCACAGGAGGCAGGAAGAGUGGUUGGAAUUGCUCUCAUGAGGAAGUUUGGAUGGAAAGCCAAUUUAAGGAAUCCACAUUUAGAGGACCUAAUGGAAGGAAAGAGGCUAAGGUUUUUUUGUUGGGGAAGAAGGUGUUUGUUUUGUCAGCUUGACCCAAGAUGGAGUUGUUUGGGAAGAGAGACCUCAGUGGCAAUGCCUUCAUCAGAUGGCCUGUGGAUUUUCAUGCAUCUGAGUGACGCUUACUCAGUGCUGGGGAUUCCUCUGUUCAGAGUUCCCUUAGCCAGCAGAACUUACAUCCAGACAGCUGGGCUGCGGUCGACUAUAGCAUGGGCCAUGGCAUCUAUUGCUGAAAUUAAGGCUGGAGCUCUGGUUCUGGAUCCAAUGUGUGGCCUUGGGACCAUACUUGUGGAAGCUGCUAAAGAGUGGCCAGAUGUGUAUUACAUGGGUGCUGAUGUCAGUGACUCGCAGUUACUUGGUGCAUGUGACAAUGUGAAGGCCGCAGGCCUUGCAGACAAGAUUGACUUACUUAAAGUCUCUGUCACAGAGUUACCGCUGCCGUCACAAAGUGUUGAUGUGAUUAUUUCUGACAUUCCAUUUGGGAAAAAAUUCAAGUUGGGAAAAGACAUCAAAAGCAUUCUACAAGAAAUGGAAAGAGUGCUGUGUGUUGGUGGAGCCAUGGUCUUGCUGCUCAGUGAGGAUCACCACAGGUACCUUGGAGACUGUGGAGGCAACAGCAUCCCCCUAACGUCCCAAGACAACAUCGCCGACCCUGAGAUGAAUCCUGACAAAAGAACUGGCGCACCAGGCACAGCAUCGCCUUCAUGUAAAACCAGUAGCUCCCAGUGCCCAAGCAGAGUGUUGCCCUGUGGCUCCCUGGUGCCAGUGGAGUGCUUCAAAGUUAGCCUUGGAAAAACAGAUGCAUUCAUAUGUAAAUAUGAGAAGGUGCAUGCUUCUAGACUGUCACCAGCUGGACACCAUGAGCCUGGAGCUCAUCGGCAGAUGGCAGCCCUUCAGGAAUCCCCCCAUCUCCAGGAUUCCUCAGAGCCCCAGAGCCCAAGUGCACAGCCUCUGCAGGUGGGUGCAGCUGAGUAAGGCCUCCCGCUCUCCAGGACUCAGUGUUCAUGACAAAAAGCACUUGGUGAAGAUUUUGAAGAUUCUGUCUGAAAACUGCUUCAUGCCAGAAAUCAAACUUUUAGAAAUGAGAAACCUUUUAUGUGUAACUUUUUUUACAUAUUAAACUUGAUUUUUAACCUAUAAUUUGCUUCUUCAUUGAAAUGAAAAUAAUUUUUAUUUGCCAUAAUUGAUGACUCAUAUUUUGUAAAACAUCAGAUAACAGUAAUCUGGAAU
This is a messenger RNA of Chionomys nivalis (European snow vole), 2021 nucleotides long. It is a transcript of the gene Thumpd2, whose product is annotated as THUMP domain containing 2. Gene Ontology annotation, biological process: tRNA methylation. The record is from RefSeq and is a predicted model, not a curated record. The transcript is spliced from 11 exons. Gene Ontology annotation, molecular function: tRNA (guanine) methyltransferase activity; RNA binding. Lineage: Eukaryota; Metazoa; Chordata; Mammalia; Rodentia; Cricetidae. The coding region runs from base 9 to 1766 and encodes 585 amino acids.